AUGUCAAGCCACAGAACUCACACUAGAGUUGCCGGCGCCCCGGACUAUGAUAAUCCCCAGUUUUGGGAUACCAGAUUUGCGACCGGUCAGGAUGUCGGCGAAUGGCUCAACUCUGGAGAAGCUUUGGUUGAAGCUGUCUUGUCAGACUUGGAACACCGUUCUGGCUUCGAUGAGCAGACUCCACGCGUCUUGCACCUUGGGCCGGGUGUCUCAAAGCUGGGCCCGAAGUUGCGAGAUGCUUGCGUUCAGCGGCAGUGGAAGGGACGUGGUAUUGUGAACGUGGAUUUUUCCGCCGAAGCUGUUCGUCUUGGACAAGAUGCCGAAUACCAAAUACCUCCCGACCAGGCCAUGGCUUGGCACCGCGCUGAUUUGCUCUCUUGGGACGAUGUCUCCAGCGUGUCUCGCUUCGCACCAUUUGACGUGAUUAUAGACAAAAGUACGAGUGACGCGAUCGACACUUCUGACACUCAGUAUUUUACCGUGACUGAUGACAUGUCUCGUCUGUGCCCAACUAUCAAAGAAAUCCUCUCUCGGAAGCCCUCGAUCGCCCCAUCGCCAGUGGAGGUACUUGCUUUGCACCUAGUCCCCUUGAGCCGCAAGGAAACUACGUGGAUUGUAUUAUCAUAUUCCAGCCUGCGAUUUGAUAAUCGCCCAUUUCUCGAAAGAUAUUGGUCGCUGCGAUCGCGCAUACCUUUGAAAGCGCCACCAGGGCCCGUGUCUUCCUCUGCCUAUACCCCCGAAACUUUCCAUUGGCUCUACAUCUUGGACCGGAAGUAA
Molecule: messenger RNA, 777 nt
Organism: Penicillium subrubescens
Lineage: Eukaryota; Fungi; Ascomycota; Eurotiomycetes; Eurotiales; Aspergillaceae
Exons: 2
Coding region: 1-777 (258 amino acids)
Source: RefSeq, a predicted model, not a curated record